Molecule: messenger RNA, 2450 nt
Organism: Tachysurus vachellii
Lineage: Eukaryota; Metazoa; Chordata; Actinopteri; Siluriformes; Bagridae
Gene: relt
Product: RELT TNF receptor
Exons: 11
Coding region: 80-1324 (414 amino acids)
Biological process (GO): apoptotic process
Molecular function (GO): protein binding
Source: RefSeq, a predicted model, not a curated record
CACAGAGCUAUGAUCAUAGCGCAACACUAACCUAUAGUAUAAAUACAACCUAAAUCAGAUCUUAUGUUUAUAGAAGAACAUGUUGAAGAUGAAGAGGAACCACCUUCCCUGCUCAACUCCUGUGUUUUUUGUACUGCUGUGGCCAUGGGUGGUGCAGACAGCUCCGUGUCUGAUGGGUCAGGCUCAGGCAUGCGUGUGUCUACAAUGUCCUGCUGGACAGGAGCCUUCCUCGGAAUGCAGUGAAGUGGAGUGUCCUGACACAGAGCUGAACUGUCGUAGUUGUCCACCAGGCACUUUCUCAAACUCCCACGGUCCAGAUCAGUGCAUUGUACACACACAGUGCAGGAGUCUCAACCGUCGCCUAGUGAUGCUAGGCACAUCGGAGUCUGAUGCAGUGUGUGGUGCCUGUCUGCCUGGGUUUUCCCGUGCACUGAAAACACGGAGCUCCAACACCCAGCAUUCAUGCAUGAGAAUUUCUCUGGUGCGUUUGCGGCGUAAUGCAGGAAAGGGUGCUCGAGCAGGCGGAGCCGGAUCAGGUGGAGCAGGAGUGGGCAGGGCUAACAGCACAGCUGUGCAUGCAGCAGAGGAGAAGACUACAGAGUAUGCCGUGUUUGCUCUUGUCCCUGUGUUCUGUGUGAUGGGCCUGCUGGGCAUCCUCAUCUGCAACCUGCUCAAGAAGAAGGGCUACAAGUGUGCAGCAGAGAAGGAGACUGCAGAGAGGGAGGCAGGCAUGCUGCAGAAAGAUGGUAAUACUGGCCCGUAUGUUAUAGAAGAUCAGAAUGAAGACACUAUAAGUGCACUAGUGCGCCUCAUCACAGAAAAGAAAGAAAAUGCAGCUGCCUUAGAAGAGUUGUUACUGGAAUAUGAGAAGAAGCAGACAUCUGGUAGCAAAAGAUCAUCAAUCAAGUUCCCUGGCUUCCUCCAGUUCCGCUCAUUGCCCAGGAUUUGUAACCACCAUCACCUUCAUACUAUCAACGGUUUGGCCCUACAUUCUGGUCUUGGCUGCUCACGUUGCAGUCAGAAGAAAUGGCCACAAGUACUGUUGCCCCUCACCAUCGACACAAAUAAGACAUCGUGUGCCACAUCCAUCCCUUCCACACCUGGCGAGGGAAGGGUCCUCAAUGUAGGAAGGUUCCAAGUGGCUCAGAUCCUGGAAGGGGACCCAGUCUCUGUGGCGGCAACCCCAGCAGAGUCCAGUGACAUUGAUUCGAUAGACUCUACCAACAUGGAGUCUGCUGAGGAAUUAUCACUUCUGGGCACGUGCUCUUCCUCAAAUUCUCACUCUUCAAAGAACAGAAAGGAUUCCCUUUCAUUAGAUGUUUGAGUGAAUGAACGAAUAGAAGAACAAGCGAAUCAGCCAUCGGGAUUACGUCAUCAACACCACACCGAGCAGAACCUCAUCGGUGGGCUCCUAGAAAGUGUUUGAGGCUGAAGCAGGAUGGGAAUUAUAUUCACCCCUGUGGGGAGUUAGCCUUGAACUUAAGUAGACUGGAAAACAGGAAUUGGUCUUCUUAAGAGUUUUUAAAGCUUUUUUUUAUCUUUAAAAAAAGAAAAGAAAAGUUAUGACAGUAAAGCUGCAAGCUGAGAAUGAAUAUUUGUAAAUGAGAAAAUUUGUAUGGAGAAACAAGACCUGGCAUAGCACAUUAAUACAAAAUGUGAAAUAUAACUAAACAUUAUUAUGCUGGCUUUGUAGAAGCCAACAUUCUGUUUUCCUAUUUAAGCUUAGACAAGAAUUUAUAAAAUUUAAUGCGGCCUAGGGCUUUCGAGCCACAUGCACCAAAUUUGGAUAUGUUGUAGACCCUGGUCUGAAGUUUGUUGCUAUUACGUUACUAAGCGAUCCGAGUACCGGGUCUCAAAUUGGCCUUUUUUCCCAUAGACUCCCAUUAUAAAUUUUGGAGGUUUAUAACUCGGCAAGCUUUUGAACUAUCUACACCAAACUCGGCCAGCUCCUUUAGGGUGACACUCUGAACAAAGUUUUUUCGGCCUUUCGGUUGUGCCGCAGCCCCGCCCCCAAAAUAUGCAAAAUCAAAAAACUUUUUACAACAUGGACAUGUGAUAUAUCAAAACACUCAGCCCAAUGAGGGUAACUGCCUCAGGAGUAUUCGAAUGACAUCACAUGCUCGUCUCCACUUGCCUCCAAAUGUUUUGGCACCCUAUCUUUCUGUCCACUUGCCUCCAAAAGUAACACUGACCCUAAUGUGCGAAUACUUGCACCGUCAAAGCCAACAUCAAAGUUUGUCGCGACGAACUUUACAAAUCUAGUUCAAAUUGUUGUUUAGAUCUUUAUAAAUAUCCCACCAUGCAGAGUAAAGACAUAGAGAAUUUCUGUAUCUUAAUACUGAAUGUAUUUAGUCUUAAUGUGACAGGCAUAGAUAUCUCCAAUACACUUACUUGCAUGUCAGAAACACUUGUCUUUUUUAUCCUCCAGCCUCCAAAACAGAUACAGCAUA